GGCGGAUGUUGUAUUGUUUACUUCCGUUAUCGCAUCGUCUCCAAUGAAAUCCUGGAGGAGAACGUCUAACCCGAAUCAUCUAACCUGACUCAUUUUACCCGACUCAUCCAUUUCGACUCAUCUCACCCAAUCCAUUGGUCUCACUCAGCGUUGCGUGGAGCAUGUGUUCAGAUUGAGGUCACGUGAAGGAUCCUGGUCGGGGUCCAACAUGGACGUGAGCAUCGCGGUGUCGCUGAUCCGGGGCCAGAUGGGCACGGUGGUGGAGCAAGCGGUGAAUGGGGCAGUUGAGACGGUCCUGGCUGAAAUGCUGCGCAUCGUGGGAGUGAAGUUCGAGGAGCUGAAGGCCCAGGUGGCCGCCCUGCAGCGGGACAAGGCGGCAGUGCAGCGGGAGAAGUCUCUGAAGGAGAAGGAAAACGACAAGAUAAGGGCCAUGCUGAGGUACACAGAGCUCAAGCUGAAGUACUACCGCCAGGGGGUUGAGGAAGAGAUCCAACAAAGGGCCACUACCUCGUCUCACCCAAGCAGCCAGAAUGCCUCUCCAUCCUCCACGGCCCGGGGCCUGGAGCCGCCGCCCGGGGAGACGGGGCCCGGCUCCGGGCUGCUUGACCGGACCGCCUCGGAGAACAGCCAAGUAAUCCCCGCCUCCCAGAGUGGCAGUCGGCCCAUGGUCAGAGUUAGCCACCAAUCAGAUGAAGGAUCUGAGGUUACUGAGCUGACCAACCAGACUGACCAAUCAGAUGCCCUGCCUGACGGGCUGCUGGGAUAUGGUGGCUCUGGCCAGGAACAUGGCUCAGAGGACCUGCAUUAUUCUGGGGAUGGACAUGCUUCUGUUCAUGAAAAAGAGGAGGAGGAGGACGGGGAUUGGAUAAUCAGCCUGCAGUCAGGUAUGCAGAGCGCGGCUCCAUCUGCUGGCCAUGCCCCCUUCCCAGCAGACAGCUCAACCCUGCCCUGCUCCACCCCACCUGUUCAGGUGAAGGAGGAGUUUCCUACCUUUCAGGAGGUGUUGUCCAUAAAGGAGGAGCCGGAGGAAGAACAGGUGGGCACUCUGCUGCUGGACUGCCAGGGUAGACCAGCUCACCUGCUGGGGCAAGAGGGUCAGCAGUCAGAAUUCUCUGGAGGCUCGAUGAUGCAGAGGAACCUUCCUGGCCACAUGUCUCAUGGUUUUAACUUCCCAGGGUCCACUUCCUACAGUGUUGCCGGCUCCUCCCUGCCAGUACUGCUUGCCCACGUUCCUCCGCGCCAGGCAGUGCGGCCCUGGCCUAAAGACCUCAGACUCUAUGAAGAGUACAAACUGCGCAGGAACGAGCUGCAGCGCCGCAGCAUCGACCGCCGCCGUGAGCGGGAGAAGAGCCUGCCCCAGCCACUGCUGGCCGACCUGGUGAGAGAGCGAAGAGAGAAGACCAGACUGAGAGUUGCCCGAUGGAGAGCCAAGAGAAAACUACAAGCUGGCCUCAACCAGGCACAGGCUCUAGGGGAUGCCGCUCCUGGGUUCUCCCAGCAGAACGUCCGCAGCCGCCACCCUCAGCAACACCCGGGCCGGCCCUCUGGAGGAGUUGUUCCCUCAAUCCGAGCCUUGCCCUGCGAAGCCACCAGCUUCCUUCAGAGCAAUAUGAUGCCUGGCAACAACAACAUGAUGCCAAGCAACAGCAGCAUGCCAAGAAACAUGAUGCCUUGCAACAAUAUGCUGCCUAGCAACCGUUUCCCUGCCUACAUCUCUUCCUCUUCCUCCGUCUUUGUGGGGCCAGACAAUACUGGUGCCCAGCAUGCAGUGACAUCAACCUCGCCAAACGUCCCCUCUGGCCAAUCACAGCACCUCAGCUCUCUGAUGGACAGCCACCUCUUCCAUUGAAACGUCGGGAUGGCAAAGUUUUAUACAUGACUAGUUAGGGGUCCGAGCAGCGAAGCUGCUUGGCCCAUAUUGUUUCUGUAAAGUUUUCUUUUUUUUCAAAUUCUGUAAAAGUCAUACUGCAGCCUAUACCGUAAGUCGAAAACUCUUAAAUUUUCAAGUAUGGUUACCAAUAACCCCCUCUACCCAUAAACCUACAUUUGUGUUACUGCACCCAAAGGUGGCUCUAUUGUAAAAAAAAAUCUGGAUUUAGGUUUAUUUCUCCUCACCAGAUUGACCUGGACUCAAAAUUCUUUCAGAAUAUUAAUCUCUAGAAUCAGACGCAUUUUUAGCUCUUAUGUCCUAAAAAUGUAUGCUUUUCCCACAAUUUCAUAUUAAAGCUAAACAUGAAAAAAAAGAUUCACGGCUACAAAAAUAAUCCAAAAUUCACCAAAAUCGCCACAUAAAAUCUUAAAACCAAGCCUCACAAAAAUUAUCAGCUUGCUUAGUUCCAUUUGAGAAAUAUUGGCCAAUAAAGUUGGAGCAGUAAGCCCAUUUUUAUGACCAUUUUGUUAUUGUAUAAAAAAAUUAUAUUUCUUCUGUUAGAGUUCUUGACAACAAAUUUUUAUUUCCACAGAAUCUCAUAGAUUUUUCAGGUAUUUGCUUUUAAGAAAGCCCUUAAUUCAUUUGAGAAAUGUUUGCUUGGAGUUUUCUGGAUGUUGAAUGCUUAUCGAUAGACAUUUUCAGCAUGUGAAUGAAGCUACAUUUCAGGUUUGUCAGUGGCUCAAUGGGAUAAUGCCUUGUACUGGUGAUCAAUAGUUUGAAUCCCGAUUAGACAAUUAUCAACAAGCUGAUCAUGAUAUUGCCAUUGCUCUGCAGCCCAGUCACCUGAAAGCAGAGGCACAGUAUGGCAUUAAGGGGAAUAUCAACAUCUUUCCUUUAUUAUUAUGUCAUAUUUAUACAUCUUCCAUUACUGUUCUUGACUUUUCAUUUUGCUCGGACCCCAUUAAUCACCGCUUGCGGUUAUAUUUAUUCUUGUGAUUCUGUGCUUAUUUAAUGUAUUAAAGAUGUAGAAUCCUAGAAGCUGGUCAUAGGAGGCAAAGUCUGUUGUUUUAAACAAGACAUGACGUCAAAAUACAUUUUCACUAAGAUAGGAAAAAUGUGUGAUUCUGAUUUCCUAUAUGGAUUAAAUAAUGUACAUGUUCCAUGUUUCUACCAAGUGAGCGGAGCAUACAAUAUGUGGGCAGUCAGUAUGUCAAUCAUACCACGCUUUGUCCAAAGAUGAGGGCGGACCUACCAUGGAGACGAGGGUUGGAGAGACAAGUCAUCACGAAGAUCACUCACCGAGGAGACAGAUGGCCAACCCAAUGCUCAGUUUAGCUAGUAAACAUGGACUUAAUAAAUUGAUUGACUUGAACAUUUCAAUAAUUUGUUUGUAGGUAGACUGAUUCAUAUUCUAAACUUUUCUAAUAAUAAUUUGAACAACUUCUAACAAACUCCACUAACUCAUUAUGGACAAGAGAGACCUGAUUCCUUGUUAACCUGGAUAGAUCUAGGAUUUCACUGAAGCAAUUCAAAUUAAAAAACAUUUUCUACCCCUGUU
This is a messenger RNA of Gadus morhua (Atlantic cod), 3428 nucleotides long. RefSeq lists its product as uncharacterized. The transcript is spliced from 10 exons. NCBI's taxonomy places the organism in Eukaryota, Metazoa, Chordata, Actinopteri, Gadiformes, Gadidae. The record is from RefSeq and is a predicted model, not a curated record. The coding region runs from base 209 to 1849 and encodes 546 amino acids.